AUGGCUACCGAUCUUGACAACACCAGCGAGACUGUGACGUUCAGCACGCCGCUGCCGCGCGCCGUGGACACGCAGAUUCACGUCCGUCUGACGACCCGCGAUAAAUGUCUUAUGCUCUUCGUCACAACGGCUGGCACCGAGGACGGCGAGACCCUGGCCCCAAUGGGCUCAUUUGUCUAUGCUGUGCCGGAUCGCUUCAAACCGAGUGAGCCGCUGUGCACAAACAUCUAUGUCGAGGAGAACUCGCUCGAAUUCGCUGCCCGCCUUGCCCGUCUUGUCGUCAAGCGCACCCAGCAGCCUGUGUACGUGUCGAGCUCGUUGAGUUUGGACCGUAUGGGCCUAGGGGGCACCGUUGAGGAGGUGCUCGAGGCGUUCCAAGCCGUCACUGCAACGCUUUUGCCUCUACUUCCCAAGCCUCUCCAGAAUGGAGUAUAG
Messenger RNA from Sporothrix brasiliensis 5110, 435 nucleotides. RefSeq lists its product as uncharacterized. The record is from RefSeq and is a predicted model, not a curated record. Bases 1 to 435 code for a protein of 144 amino acids. The transcript is spliced from 2 exons. Lineage: Eukaryota; Fungi; Ascomycota; Sordariomycetes; Ophiostomatales; Ophiostomataceae. Gene Ontology annotation, biological process: proteasome assembly.